Messenger RNA from Oncorhynchus keta (chum salmon), 1656 nucleotides. RefSeq names its product very-long-chain enoyl-CoA reductase. Gene Ontology annotation, molecular function: oxidoreductase activity, acting on the CH-CH group of donors. Lineage: Eukaryota; Metazoa; Chordata; Actinopteri; Salmoniformes; Salmonidae. The record is from RefSeq and is a predicted model, not a curated record. The transcript has 11 exons. Gene Ontology annotation, biological process: very long-chain fatty acid biosynthetic process. Bases 145 to 1188 code for a protein of 347 amino acids.
AGGGGGAGAGAGAUUUAUUUCCACAGCUGAAACCAGGCGCCCCCGUUCUCCUCUCUCUGUUCAAACUGAGGGACUUCAGAAAAGGUUUUUUUUUUUUCAGACAAAGGGAUUAAAUAGAGAGGCUAGUGGUGGAGGAGUGUGGAUAUGGAUACCGUAGUACUAGAGGGGGCUACCCACAAAAAGACUGGUCCGGGGAGUGUCCCAGGGGUGCCAGCACCCCCCGUUAAACGGCCCAAAGCUAAGAAGGCUAAGAAAGCUGUGGUUUUCUUUGAGGUGGAGAUUCUGGAUGCCAAGACCAAGGACAAACUCUGCUUCCUGGACAAGGUUGAGCCAAAUGCCACUAUUGGGGAGAUCAAGUCUAUGUUCCACAAAAGCCAUCCUCAAUGGUACGCAGCCAGACAGUCCAUCCGUCUCGACCCAAAGGGUAAGUCUCUAAAGGAUGAGGAUGUCCUGCAGCAUCUUCCUGUGGGAACCACGGCAACCUUCUACUUCCGAGACCUGGGAGCUCAAAUCAGCUGGGUGACCGUGUUUCUGACAGAGUAUGGUGGUCCUCUUCUCCUCUACCUAAUGUUCUACUUCCGUGUUCCCUUCAUCUACGCCCCCAAAUAUGACUUCACCACCAGCAAGCACUGGGUCGUACAUCUAGCCUGUAUGUGUCACUCCUUCCAUUACCUGAAGAGACUCCUGGAGACCCUGUUUGUCCAUCGCUUCUCCCACGGGACCAUGCCGUUACGCAACAUCUUCAAGAACUGCACCUACUACUGGGGCUUUGCUGCCUGGAUGGCCUACUAUAUUAACCACCCUCUAUAUACACCACCUACAAUCUAUGGUGAGCAGCAGGUCAGGAUUGCCCUCAUCAUCUUUCUGUUCUGUCAGGUUGGUAACUUCUCCAUCCAUAUCGCCCUGCGGAACCUCCGCCCACCAGGAUCUAAGACCAGGAAGAUCCCCUACCCCACUAAGAACCCCUUCACCUGGAUCUUCCUGCUGGUCUCCUGUCCCAACUACACCUAUGAGCUGGGCUCGUGGUUCGGCUUCACCUUGAUGACCCAGUGUCUGCCGGUGGCUUUCUUCACGGCGGUGGGCUUCAUCCAGAUGACGGUGUGGGCCAAGGGGAAGCACCGCAGCUACCUGAAAGAGUUCCGGGACUACCCUCCCCUUCGCUCGCCCAUCCUCCCCUUCGUCCUCUAGAGAAGAAUGGAGACCCACCCAAACCUACACUACACUGGACUGACCUGGAAUGAGAACCCUGCCCCCUUGGACUACCCCCCCCCCCCCCUCCAAUUAAUAACACUUACCCCCCCCAAAACAUUUUGAGGAGGCUGUCUUAUACUAUGCUUUCCCACACAGAAGUUUCUGCCUAACAACGCUCCUCAACCCACGUGAUUGGCUAUUGUUAUUUUUCUUAUCUGAGUGUUUAAUAACCUGACUGACAGUCUGGCAUGUCUCAAAUGGUACAAUACUACAGGGCCCUCGGGUCAAAAGUAGUGCACUACAUAGGGGCUAGGGAGCCAUUUGGGAUGUGACCAGUAUCUAACAAGGUGUAGGUCUAUCUGCUCUGGGUUACUUUAGUUGUUUUUUUACUCAUGUGAAGAAGUAUAACAAUACCAAAGUCUUUGAUCAGAAAUGGGGAAAUAAACCAUGAGCUUUUGGUCGUUA